Molecule: messenger RNA, 1071 nt
Organism: Melitaea cinxia (Glanville fritillary)
Lineage: Eukaryota; Metazoa; Arthropoda; Insecta; Lepidoptera; Nymphalidae
Product: sperm flagellar protein 1-like
Exons: 5
Coding region: 1-1071 (356 amino acids)
Biological process (GO): regulation of cytoskeleton organization
Cellular component (GO): axoneme
Molecular function (GO): microtubule binding
Source: RefSeq, a predicted model, not a curated record
AUGUCGUUGCUUGAUUUACCGAUGCCCCUAACGGAUAUCGAAUCAGUUUUGGCUUGGGUCGAUACUUUUAAAUUGUCCAGACCUACGAAGAAGAUUAACAGGGAUUUUUCUGAUGCUGUCCUUCUAGCCGAAAUCCUAAGCGUGCACUAUCCGAAGUUAGUGGAGAUGCACAACUACCCACCGAGGAACAGUCACUCCUUGAAGCUGAAUAAUUGGAUGACGCUAAACAGAAAAGUUCUGAAGAAGCUCAAGCUGAAUCUGUGCAGUAGUACGAUGGAUCAGCUGGCUAAUAGCGCGCCGGGGCUCAUCGAACGGGUCCUCGUUAUGGUUCGAGAAAAAAUUAGAAGGGAUGAAGAUGUAAAUAAAAGCCUUAAGGAAGCUGAACAAAACAUGUCCAGCGGCGGUAGUUAUUACGAAGCUUGUGGAGAUGACGAAAACAUACUAGUCGUUCCUGUUAAAACAAGAGUUAACGGUGUGCUAGAAAGUAUUCAGAAGAAAGUAGUCAGCUACGAUUCUUACCUCGCACUCAAAGAAGAAUUAAAAGACGCUAAAGAUUCCUCUGACGUUUUAAAACAAAAGGUUGAACAUUUAGAUAACUUACUCAAAUUAAAAGAAGAGAGAAUAGAAGAAUUACAAAAGCAAUUGGAAAGAAAACAAACCAGACGUAAAGAAGUUGAGGCUCUUCAGAAUAGUCUGUCGAUUCCCUUCGAACCUGAGCCACCUUCUCCUAAUAUAAAUGACCUUGUAAAUGUACCGAGUAGACCAUUAUCAUUAAAGUCAGUUGAGUCUACUGGAAAAUUAUGUAAAGAAGAAUCUAGAAUACCAAUUCCUAUAACUGAAAUAAAGUCCAUGACUAAACCUAGCAUUACAGAAGUCACGACAAAAGACUAUGCUGAUGAUCAAAUGGCUAAUGUUGAAAAAGUUAAGUCAGAUAUUUUUAAGGAAAUUGAAAUAACAGAUGAAAAAAAUUCGGACGGUUUUCAAGAUACCCAAGAUUUUGACCACGAGACUGAAGCAUUUGUUAAUAUCGAAAGCACUAUGCAGAAGGAAGUAAGAGAAAUGUCAGGAUGA